Molecule: messenger RNA, 2462 nt
Organism: Rhodofomes roseus
Lineage: Eukaryota; Fungi; Basidiomycota; Agaricomycetes; Polyporales; Fomitopsidaceae
Product: root hair defective 3 GTP-binding protein
Exons: 13
Coding region: 4-2346 (780 amino acids)
Biological process (GO): endoplasmic reticulum membrane fusion
Cellular component (GO): endoplasmic reticulum
Molecular function (GO): GTPase activity; GTP binding
Source: RefSeq, a predicted model, not a curated record
GCCAUGAAUGGCAACCACGUCAAUGGAGACGCGACGUUGUCCAAGCAGCCUACCUAUGAACGAAUACAAAUCAUCAACGACGAGAAGCAAUUUACGCCAGAGUUGACACACCAGGUCGAGCGGUGGGGCCUGCAGAAUGCCGGCUUCGACUACGACAUUGUCGCUGUGUUUGGAUCACAGUCUACUGGCAAAAGUACACUGUUAAACCGCCUAUUCGGCACUAACUUUGACGUCAUGGACGAGACGAAGCGGCAGCAGACCACGAAGGGUAUAUGGAUAUGCAAAGGGAAGGCUAUGAACGUCAUGGUUAUGGACGUGGAGGGUACAGAUGGGCGGGAGCGAGGAGAGGACCAGGACUUUGAGAGGAAGUCGGCUCUGUUCUCGCUUGCAUCAUCCGAGGUGCUCCUCGUCAACCUGUGGGAACAUCAAGUCGGCCUGUACCAGGGUGCCAAUAUGGGGUUGCUCAAGACCGUCUUUGAAGUGAAUCUUGGGCUGUUUGGCAAGAAGACUGCGGAUGGUCGCAACCAACGGACACUUCUGCUGUUCAUCAUUCGGGACCAUAUCGGCACGACCCCCCUAGCAAACUUGCAGGCCACGCUCACGGCCGACAUGCAGAAGAUCUGGGAGUCUCUGUCCAAGCCACCAGAGCUGCAAGAUCGCCAGCUCUCCGACUACUUCGACCUCUCGUUCGCCGCGCUCCCGCACAAGGUGCUUGAGGCACAACGGUUCGAGACCGAGGUGGCGGAGCUUAGGAAGCGGUUCGUAGACAAGUCAAGGGAGGACUUCGUAUUCAAGCCUGCCUACCACAAGCGCAUUCCUGCUGAUGGUGUUGCGUUCUACAUGGAGGGCAUCUGGGAACAAGUCCAGAGCAAUAAAGACCUGGAUCUCCCAACCCAGCAGGAGCUGCUGGCCCAGUUCCGUUGCGACGAGAUUUCCAGCGCAGCACUGGCGGAGUUCGCCGAACAGGCGAAGCCUCAGCGGAGACCGAUCGAAUCGGGCAAGGUUGUAGAGGGUCUCGGUGGUAUGAUGCAGAAUUGGCGCACCGCUGCUCUGACACGCUACGACCGCGACGCCUCGCGGUAUCACCAAGGCGUGUACAAGCGCAAGCGUGCUGACCUCGUCAGCGUGCUCGACUCGACGAUUUCGCCGCUCUUCCUCGGGCAGCUGAAGAACCUGCACAAGGCAUGUCUCGUCCAGUUCAAGGAUGAGAUGCACCAGGGCAUGCGCGGCGAGGGCUACAACUUCGCGGACGUUGUCGUGAAGGCGCGGGAGCGCUGCGAGAAGCGCUUCCUGGACGGCGCGAAGGAGGCGAUUGUCGAGGGCACGGACUGGACGUAUGAAGAGGAGUACGGGCUGUUGCAGCAGGAGGUCGGGAGCGUCGCGAACCAGUGCAGGAAAGACGAGACGAAGAAGAUGGUCAACACGAUUGAGCGGAACUUCAAGAAGCAGAUCUCGGAACCUGUCGAGCUGGCCCUCAACUUACCGGAUCACGACAUGUGGGACAAGGUGCUCAAGGCGUUCCGCGACAACCUCACCAAGGCCGAGUCGUCGUACCUCACCAGAGCGAAGAGCUUCGACUGCACAGAUGAGGAGAACGAGACUGCGCUUGCGUCCCUGCGGAAGCGGGCGUGGCUCGCAUUCCGGGCGAAGAUCGACGAGCAGACGACUGAUGCGGCGUUCCUCACCAAGCUGCGCACGUACUUCGAGGAGCGCUUCCGAUACGACGAGAACAAUGUCCCGCGUGUCUGGAGGCCCGGAGAUGAUAUCGACGGUGCCUUCAAGAAGGCGCGAGACCAGACCCUCGAGCUCGUCCCCCUCUACGCCAGGAUCCACCCCGUCGACCCCUCGCUAGAGUACACGCUCCCCUCCGAGACUUCGGACUCGCUCACAGAGGCGGCGGACGACUUCGACUUCCCGGCGACGCUCGUGAUCUUCACGGAGACGAAGAUCCUGGACAUCAUGGCGCGCUUCCGGCGGGACGCGGACGCGUACUACGUCGAGGCAAAGCGGAGCACAGUCUCGAGCGUCGCGCAGAUCCCGUACUGGAUGUAUGGCGUGCUCGUCGUGCUCGGCUGGAACGAGGCGAUGGUCGUCCUGUUCAACCCGAUGUACUUUGCGAUGCUGGCGUUGUUGCUUGGGUUUACGUACAUAAGCAUUCAGCUUGGAUUGAUCGGGCCGAUGUUGCAAGUGAGUAAGACCGUUGGAGGCGAGGUCCACCGCCAAGUCGACAGGCGUCUCCGCGAACACUUCUCGCAGCAAGUGAUCACCCAACCCGUGCGCGCGCAACGCAUGGAGGGCGAUGAGGCCGAGCGGGAGCUCCGGCGGAGGAAGGCAGAGCCGAUGUAGGCCCGCGUGUGGUACGUCUCUCACGAACAUUUCCUUAUAUCGGAUGGGAUACCUAUUCUUGUAAUUAUUGUCUCGCGCUUGCCUGAGUAUUUACGAAGAGGCUUUUGCAUCAUGAG